This is a messenger RNA of Penaeus monodon (black tiger shrimp), 2210 nucleotides long. RefSeq lists its product as uncharacterized. Gene Ontology annotation, molecular function: phosphatidate phosphatase activity. Lineage: Eukaryota; Metazoa; Arthropoda; Malacostraca; Decapoda; Penaeidae. The record is from RefSeq and is a predicted model, not a curated record. Gene Ontology annotation, biological process: signal transduction; phospholipid metabolic process; phospholipid dephosphorylation.
UCGAAUUAUGAUAUUAUGAUAUAGGUACCUCGGCAAAUGUAUUAGAAGAUCGGUAUCUCCUGUUAUACAAAAAAAUACUACUGAUAAAAGAAUAGAAAGAAUCUUUAAAAGAAAUCACCUAUGAUGUCAUGCACUUGACUGUUGACUCGGAAGAGCUCGACAGGGAGCAGCAGCCACUCGAGAAUCUCGCUGGCCAGACUGUAUGACACGACUGGCAGAUCCACUCGCUCGCGCGCUCAUGCAGCAUGUCCUCUCUCAAUGAGGUUUGGAGGAUGACUGACAUGUUUGAGGAGGCCAGUGGGGAAGGUCAACGAAAGAGAGAGAGUGGCCGGUUAAAAAGCAUGCUGGAGAAGGCACGCGAGGUCCAGAAGAGGGCGCGGGGAAGCGUGGUGGGCGUGAAGGAGGGGAAAAAGGGGGAAAAUGUAGCCAUUGUAAACAAUCCCUUGUUGGCGCCGCUCGCCGUUGUGGAGGUCAUCGUCACCGCGGCGAUCUGCGCCCUCAAUUACUGCCUCAGGUAUGACGAGACUUUACGCGAGGGCUGCAGCAUGGUUACCUGGGAGGGAGUGAGGCUGUCUUGUCUCCAGGUGCCCGACGUUUCAUACCCUGUCUACAGUUCUUCUGACGCGGCUACGUCUUCGGUUCAGUUCGCUCUCCCUGAGUCGGUUUUCUUCUCGUGCGCCAUCGUGGUUCCCUUGGGCCUGAUGUUGGUGGUCGAGGCUGUCAAGACACAGUAUCCGGUCCGGAGAGUAAAGACUGUGACAUCACUUGGCCUCAAACUGCCGCCAUAUGUACGCCGUAUGCUGAGGUUCAUAUGCACCUUCAUGCUCGGGGGCGCGGCCACGGGGUGUUUCGUGUCUGUCCUGAAGCUGCUCAUAGCCUCCCCUCGCCCCUCUUUCCUCGCCCUCUGCAAACUCAACAACACCAUCUGCGACACCUCCUUCGUGUGGGCUCCUCACGGCUCCUGCGAGGCGCCCCCCGCGGUCGUGCACGAGGCGCUGCGCUCGUUCCCGUCCUACCGCGCGGCGCUGGCCGUCUACUGCGGCGUGUGGACGUCGGUGUACCUGACCCGCGUGGCGCGAGUGAAGGGCGUGUACAGCUCGUCCGCGGUCAUCGUCGGGGCAGUUUGGGUGAUGACGGCGAUCGGCCUCGGCCACGGGAUCCUCACCUACCAGUCAUCGUACUCUGACGUCGUGGCAGGCGGUCUCAUCGGCGCCGCGGGAGCUCUGUACCUGAUCUUCGGUCUACUGAAUGGCUUCAGCGAGAAGAACUGGAAGGUGAGCGUCAUCAAAAGGCGGUCCCUCCAGGCCCAAGGAAAUUCGAACCUCAUGCCCAUGGUCCCUCUGGCAGGCUCUGAUUUACCCAUCAAGCCGAGCGAAAUCAACAUGGACGACAUGGACGACGAGAGCGGCGACGACUCAUCGGGGGAGGAGAGCGACGAGGGCCUGUACAACCGCCUGGCUUUUAGCAGUGACUCCUUCCCCAUCAUCCCGCGGGCUGCCAGUCGACCCCUGUCCUUAAUCAGCACCGUGACCCCCAGGGAGAGUGCGCCAGCGCAGGCCGUGAACUCCGUCGUGGCGAAUUCCACGUAUAAAAUACAUAGUUACAUAUAUACAUAUAAAUGUAGUUUUGACCCCGUGCAGUGUCGUAAUCGAAAGAGUAGAAUUACUUUAACCUGGACAAGCAGUUAAAUGUAAAAAGAAUGUUAAUUGCAAUGUGAUCUCUUUGUUCUGUGCUUGUUAAUUCCAUUUAUUGUCUCUUUUUCACAAUGACCAUUUUUCUAUAGUUUCGUAGAAAGUGCAUACUCUCGUGGUGUCCAUCACACGGCUCUCCCGAAAGUUAAAUAACGAAUAAAAACUUCUGCACAUUUUGUAGAUAUGUUUCCGAUUUUUUCUUUUUCAUCAGCUUGCCUUCUAUUUCCUCUCUCUCUGUGACGCUCCGAGAGGAAAGGGCUAACAGUAGAAUUAUAAUGCCUUAUGUGAUCGUUUCGCAGCAGUGAAUUGUCGUGUUUGAUUAUAAUGAUCAUUGCCUUUGAUUGUCAGAUUAGGAUUAGUUUGUCACCUUUAAAGCUGCACUCUCAAACGUAAAUAUACACAUACUUUUCUAUAAAGAUUGUUACUCAUACCAUAUAUUUAUUAACUAGUUGUCAGUGUGGUAGGCUUCCGUUGUUUAAAUCUUUUAAUGUAGAUUUCAUUAAUAAAAGAAAUAUUGUG